AUGCCUGCACAGUCCACAGAACAGUCGUUCCGUGACAAUCUCUCUCAAUUUCGCUGGUCGCGGGGCAAUAAUGACGACUCACAACAAAACACUUCAACAGGCGGCUCCAAUCCCUUCUCUCGAUUUUACAAUGCCAUUGGUAAUGGCUACGUACCAUUGCGCUCCAGCGAAAGGUCCAACGAGGAGGAGGCGUACUUUGCAUUGUCGCGGUGGGAGAGGUUACUGGGUUUUGGGGCGUGCUUGAUUGGAGCUGCAGUGUGCUUCUUCGUAGCGUUCUUGACAGUACCUAUGAUCGUGCUCCGACCGGCCAAGUUCGCCCUCGCCUUCAGUCUGGGGAGUUUGCUGGUGAUGUUUGGAUUCUCGGUCCUCGUCGGACCCAUAAAUCACGUCAAACAUCUCAUCUCGAAAGAACGCCUGCCGUUCUCCGUCACAUACCUUGCAAGUCUUGGACUCACACUAUACUUUUCGCUAGGGGCUCACUCGUAUCUUGGAUCACUUAUUGGUGCUAUUGUUCAAGUUGUUGCUCUCGUCUCGUACGUCGCCGCCUACUUCCCUGGAGGCACGCAGACUCUCCGCUUUGGCGGUCAAAUGGCCCUUCGUGGUGCCGGUAGCCUACUACCCAUCUAG
Messenger RNA from Dichomitus squalens LYAD-421 SS1, 627 nucleotides. Its product is annotated as ER-to-golgi vesicle protein transport Sft2. NCBI's taxonomy places the organism in Eukaryota, Fungi, Basidiomycota, Agaricomycetes, Polyporales, Polyporaceae. The record is from RefSeq and is a predicted model, not a curated record. Gene Ontology annotation, biological process: vesicle-mediated transport. The transcript is spliced from 6 exons. Gene Ontology annotation, cellular component: membrane. The coding region runs from base 1 to 627 and encodes 208 amino acids.